AUGUCUUUGUUGGUUAUAACUCAAAUCUUUUACAUUGCCAUUGCUUUAGAAUGUAAUCAAACUCAGUACAUUAAAAAUGGUAUUUGUAUAGAUUGUGAGAAAGGUUGUAAAAAAUGUGAAAAUGAAAUUGGUUGUGUUUCGUGUGAAGAUAAAUAUUAUUUUCUAUCAAAUAAAUGCUUAAAAUGUGAUUCACACUGUACAUCAACAUGUGAAGAUGGGUAUGGAUGUAGAACUUGUAUGCCAACGUAUACUGAAAAAAAUGGAAAGUGUAUUGCCCCGCCAUGUCCAUUUUGUGCAGAGAAUAGUUGUAAUUUAACAACAUGCUCUUUAUGUAUUGAGAACUAUUAUGUUAGUAAAGGAAAAUGUGUUUUAUGUGAUAAAAAUUGUAAAAAUUGUGAUGUUGAUGGAUGUGUUGAAUGUAAACUUGAUUAUCAUGUAUCAAAUGGUAGAUGUCAAGCGAAUACUUUGGCAAGCAGAGACAUUGUCUUUAUUUCUAUUGGCUCUCUUUUAGGAUUAGUUAUGUGUUUAUGUUUUAUGAUGAUAGGAAUUUCUUAUAUUAAGAAUAUAUUCAAACGGGCUUUUUUCCAUGAAGCAUAA
Entamoeba dispar SAW760 is the source of this 597-nucleotide messenger RNA. RefSeq lists its product as uncharacterized. The record is from RefSeq and is a predicted model, not a curated record. Bases 1 to 597 code for a protein of 198 amino acids. Lineage: Eukaryota; Evosea; Mastigamoebida; Endamoebidae. The transcript has a single exon.